GGAACGCUAAGAACUUUGGUUCUUUUGCUUCGAACCAUUAAUCGAAGAGUUCAAAAUGGCCAAGUCAACAGAGAAAAGGAGAAAGAGUGCUAUUAACGAGGUUGUGACUCGUGAAUACACCGUGAAUCUUCACAAACGUUUGCAUGGGAUUGGAUUCAAAAAGCGUGCUCCACGAGCUAUCAAAGAAAUUCGUAAAUUUGCCGAGAAACAAAUGGGAACACCAGAUGUGAGGAUUGACACACGUCUCAAUAAACAACUUUGGUCCAAAGGAAUUAGGAAUGUACCAUUUAGAGUUCGUGUACGAUUGAGCAGAAGGAGGAACGAUGAUGAAGAUUCUGCGAACAAAUUGUACACUCUUGUUACAUACAUACCAGUUGCUACCUUCAAAGGUCUACAAACAGAAAAUGUUGAUGCCAGUCAAGAUUGAAU
Habropoda laboriosa is the source of this 429-nucleotide messenger RNA. RefSeq names its product 60S ribosomal protein L31 (gene RpL31). Gene Ontology annotation, cellular component: ribosome; cytosolic large ribosomal subunit. The record is from RefSeq and is a predicted model, not a curated record. The coding region runs from base 56 to 427 and encodes 123 amino acids. Lineage: Eukaryota; Metazoa; Arthropoda; Insecta; Hymenoptera; Apidae. Gene Ontology annotation, molecular function: structural constituent of ribosome. The transcript has 3 exons. Gene Ontology annotation, biological process: cytoplasmic translation.